Messenger RNA from Diabrotica virgifera virgifera (western corn rootworm), 789 nucleotides. RefSeq names its product probable 28S ribosomal protein S6, mitochondrial (gene mRpS6). The transcript has 3 exons. The coding region runs from base 304 to 747 and encodes 147 amino acids. Gene Ontology annotation, biological process: translation. The record is from RefSeq and is a predicted model, not a curated record. NCBI's taxonomy places the organism in Eukaryota, Metazoa, Arthropoda, Insecta, Coleoptera, Chrysomelidae. Gene Ontology annotation, cellular component: ribosome; mitochondrial small ribosomal subunit. Gene Ontology annotation, molecular function: small ribosomal subunit rRNA binding; structural constituent of ribosome.
GGCCUUUUACCAUAUAGUCACGGCAUCCAGUUUACAAUUUGUUCUUAUUUAAAACGAUUUACUACAGAAUAAGAACAAAUUGUCUCUUAGAUUAGAUAAUGCUCCGUAUAAAAUUAUCCACAAUAUUCAUUAUAAAAUAUAUUAUAUUCGAAGGUGUUAUGGAAAUUAUGAACUUAAAAUUUUAUUCAAUAGAACAUUGACCAGAGAAGUUACAGUGAAAAAGAAGAUUUUAUUUACGAUUUACUAUACAUAACCUAUUAAUUCUAAAUAUAAAAUAUAGUUGAUUCUGAAGAAGAAAAUAAAAUGAUAACUUACGAAAUAUUAAUGUUAUUGAGAGUUAUGCCCAAGCCAGAGUUAAAAACAGUACUAAAAAGGACAGCAGGAGCUAUUUUGGAAAAAGGUGGAAUAAUUAGAAAAUUGGAAAAUUUAGGAACUAGGGACAUGCCAUACAAAACCAGUGUACAUGGAGUGAACUAUAAAAAGGCCAGUUACUUCUUAUAUGAGUGCAACAUUCCUCCUAGUACAAUAGAAUCUCUAUUAGAUGAAUAUGGUAGAGAUGUAGACGUAAUCAGAAGGCAACUAUACAGAAAAAAUCAGCCCACAUCUAGUGAAUGUACUUUAGACGAAGAAUUGUUACCUCCACCUUAUAGAAAAGAUGUGCAAGAUCUUAUUGAGCAAGCAAGAAAACAUGAUAAACCAAAGUUCAAAUAUAAUACAGGAUUAGAUUAUUAUCCUUUCCAAAAGUAGUGAUUUAUUUAUAAGUGAACAAUAAAGUAGACCUUAAUAUAA